ACUUGAAUAUCUUUUUGUUUUUGGCAAUGGAUAUCUCAUCUCAUCAACAUCUGGAUCCAAAGAUGUUCUGUUAUCCAGAAUCAAAUGCCUCCUGCACCAGAGAAAUCUUCAGUGAAGGAGUUCAAAUUGCUUCAUACUUUGUGUUUGUUUCUGUUAUGCUGGUCACUAUUCUAGGGAACGGUGUGGUCAUUAUCUCCAUUGCUCACAUAAAACUGCUCCACACGCCAACUAACAUGCUUAUAAUGUCUUUGGCAGUUGCAGACCUGCUAGUUGGAGUAACUGUGAUGCCUUUUAGUACAAUUAAGGCUGUGGAGGGCUGCUGGUACUUUGGAGAUGCUUUUUGUUUGCUGCAUUCUGAUAUGUUCCUCACAUCUGUUUCAAUUUUCCACCUGGUAUUCAUAGCCAUAGAUCGAUAUGUGUCUGUGUGCAGUCCACUUCGCUAUUCCACAAAGAUUACAAUACCAAUUGCAUGGCUCAUGGUUUUUGCCAGUUGGGCAGUUGCUGCAUUGUACUCCUAUGGCCUACUAUAUUCAAAAGCAAAUGUGAAAGGACUGGAUGAAUUCAUUGCAUCCAUAUACUGCCUGGGAAGUUGUAAUCUUUUCCUUAAUGCUCUGUGGGGCGCCCUAGACACAUUGAUAGCCUUUUUCUUUCCGUGCUCUGUAAUGGUGGGUUUGUAUACCAAAAUAUUUUUGGUGGCAAAAGAACAUCUAAGGAAGAUUGAAGACAGCCAAAAUAAUUCCAAUGAGGGAGGUAGAGGUGUGGUGUCUAAACGGUCAGAGCGGAAAGCAGCUAAAACUUUAGGCAUUGUGGUGGGUGUUUUCAUCUUUUGCUGGCUGCCUUUCUUUGUUAAUUCCAUAGUUGAUCCAUACACAAACUUUAGCACACCACCUAUUCUCUUUGAAGUGUUUAUCUGGCUGGGUUACUUUAAUUCUACUGCAAAUCCAAUCAUCUAUGCACUGUUUUAUCCAUGGUUUCGAAAAUGUCUUAAUCUUAUUGUCACAUUGAAAAUAUUCAAUAGAAAUUCUUCCUAUAUAAAUGUAUUUGCUACUACAUGAUCUAUUGUAAAGCUACAUCAGUAUACUAUUCAACUAUGUUUGAACAGUAUGUAACUAACUUCAUGCAAAAACAUUUAAAUGUUUCAUAAUAGCCCUUUUUUGGGCAGAGGAUGAAUU
Molecule: messenger RNA, 1172 nt
Organism: Salvelinus sp. IW2-2015
Lineage: Eukaryota; Metazoa; Chordata; Actinopteri; Salmoniformes; Salmonidae
Product: trace amine-associated receptor 13c-like
Biological process (GO): G protein-coupled receptor signaling pathway
Cellular component (GO): membrane
Molecular function (GO): trace-amine receptor activity
Source: RefSeq, a predicted model, not a curated record